AUGAUCGUCUUUCCACAGCAACUCGCCAACCUCUUCACCCUGCCUGUCGGUCGGGAAAGGCUGCAAGACAAAACCGCCUCGUCUCCUGUGGAGGUUCUCUACAAUCGCAAAUUGGCAAAUGCUUCCAUCACAAAGGUCCUAAUAGACUAUUUCUUCUCGUGCACUGGCACUUUGUUCUACAUCUUCUCUCCCGACGAUGCGAACGAACUUUUUCAGGAAGUCUACAUGAAUGAUGAGGAUGCUCCGAAAGCGUCACUUGGUGCACUAUGUGGCCUGGCGUCUGUAGCCAGCCAAUAUGACGACGCCAAGAUCGACAGCUCUUUGAGACAGUCGUACUACGAGACAGCGAAAGUCUACCUUGACGCCUGCAUUGAAGAGGAUGAAGUGCUGGGAAUGCGCGUUCUGUGCUGCUUGGCCAUAUAUUGCGCCAUGGACAAACGCCGCGCAGCGUGGACAUGGACUUUGACCGGCUUGAGACUGGCGAGGCUUCGUGGCCUGCACCUGGAGACGCCACCUCCGUCUACGUCGCCCGAGGUGUGGAUUGCGCAAAGAAAAGUCUUAAGGACCUUGAUAUUUCUGGCUUGUUGGUUUUCUUCAACCCUCGGCAGAAGCCCAGAAAUUCUAGCGGAAUUUCAGCCAGGGUUUGAGGAAUCGUUUCUCGUGCACGAGGAGCGUCCGCUCAUCGAAUCCAUUGCGCAGGAACAAAUGACAUCCAUUGGGGUGCUCACAGCUGGCGUACUUCGCGACGUCUUCUUGCCAAAAGAGCUCAGUCUUAUCGCGACUCGGGAACACAAGCUUAAGAUCGUUGGCUGGUUGAGUAAGCUCCCUGCAGUUAUGCAGCUCGACUCACUACUUUACAAUCAUAACCUGACAUUGGUACAAAGACGGGGUAUUUUCCUUGUCCAUCUCAACUAUCUUGGAGCAUUACUCCUACUCUAUCGUCGCCAUACUAUCUACCUUUCCACCAUACAUCGGGGUGAUGUAUGGAAGCUUGAUGGAGACGUCGACGAAGCAUUAGGUUAUGCCAAGGACGCAAUUGACGUGGCUAUCCAGUCUUCACGUAUUCUUGCGCUUCUCCUCUCCGAGAAUGCUCUCUUUAAGCGUUGCUGGCUGGCGAUUUACCAGUCUUUCAGCGCAUGCACUAUGUUGCUCUUCCACGUCGCCCAGAAGCGACUCCACGGGGCACCAUCGUCCGAGUGUGAGGAAGAGCUUUCCGGCGCACACUCUUGCCUCAAGACUCUGGAGUUCUGCGCAGAAGGCGAUGUCGUUGCCAAAGGCUAUCAUGACAUGCUCAUGUUUUACUAUCGGUCUCUGCUGGCUUCACACGAAGAUUCAGCAAUGCAGGAUGUGUCUGCGCGUUUCCCAAGAGAGCCGACCCCGGAUCAAGUCGCAGAAGGUGUUUCCUAUAUUAUCAACCACGCGGCUUUCGAGCAGGGUUGGCGUGACGAUCUGGUGCCUCCGACACAGGUUUCAGAUUUCAUACGCCGAGAGAUGCCGGACGCUGCCACCGAUUCUCGGUCCAGCAUUCUUCACAAAGAUGCUGUCUAUGAGGACGCUCCAGUAAUCGGCGGCCCGUUUCAGUGGUCGGCCAACUCAAUUCCUCGAGUUUAG
Molecule: messenger RNA, 1611 nt
Organism: Fonsecaea erecta
Lineage: Eukaryota; Fungi; Ascomycota; Eurotiomycetes; Chaetothyriales; Herpotrichiellaceae
Exons: 3
Coding region: 1-1611 (536 amino acids)
Biological process (GO): positive regulation of transcription from RNA polymerase II promoter by galactose; DNA-templated transcription
Cellular component (GO): nucleus
Molecular function (GO): DNA-binding transcription factor activity, RNA polymerase II-specific; zinc ion binding; RNA polymerase II cis-regulatory region sequence-specific DNA binding
Source: RefSeq, a predicted model, not a curated record